This is a messenger RNA of Fonsecaea multimorphosa CBS 102226, 3093 nucleotides long. RefSeq lists its product as uncharacterized. Lineage: Eukaryota; Fungi; Ascomycota; Eurotiomycetes; Chaetothyriales; Herpotrichiellaceae. The coding region runs from base 1 to 3093 and encodes 1030 amino acids. Gene Ontology annotation, biological process: regulation of Ras protein signal transduction; mitotic spindle orientation checkpoint signaling. The transcript has a single exon. Gene Ontology annotation, cellular component: mitotic spindle pole body; SIN/MEN two-component GAP complex. Gene Ontology annotation, molecular function: GTPase activator activity. The record is from RefSeq and is a predicted model, not a curated record.
AUGGAACAACUUACGUUGAAGCAACGCACUCCGGUCGAAAGCCCUGAGGUGGAAAACUGGGACGACGACGACUUUGAGAACCUGGAAGAUGUCCACUUCCGUACUGCUUCAACAGCAACGUCUGUCAUCUCUCAUCCCCAAACACACCGUCGAGAUUCCGUCUCGUCGCGCAUGUCACUGCGGUCCGAGUCGAAUCAGGGAGACGAAAAUUGGGAUGUCCUGGUGGAUGAACAAGCCUCGAUCAAGGACGCUGUAGCUCUUGCGAAGAGCAAAGGAAUACCAUUACCUACCAACAUACCGCGUUCGGCAUUGGAGGGUGGCACUAUAAGGCGGCUGAAGGGUAAAGAAAUCAAGAAAGCAAUUGCGGACGACUGGUCGGAAGACUUGGAUUUGCCUGGCACCGACAUGCCUCUCAAGCUCGCCAAACACGAUGAGCGUGAUUUAUCGGAGAGUCUGCGACAGAUCAGUGCGGCUUUCAGAACGUCACCCAAGACCCCGGAAGCGAAAGACAUGUUUGAUCAAACCAUCAGAUCACCUAAGUCUCGCUCGGCAGCUAUGCCUAUCACCUUGGAUGCUUUUCGAGAUACGGAUGAGGAUGCUGGCUUUGCGGACGUCCCAACAAUAAAGGUCGCAAAGCAUAGAUCGCCUCAGAAGCCUUUGCUCUUCCGGCAACCUCCUACUCCCGCGAAGCCCGAAACCGAAAACAUCGAAGACGAUCUCGAGUUGCCUUCUGAUGGGCAGCUGCGCCUGUCCACUAGGAAACCGCCCCCUUCAACUCCUCAACAAAGUGACGACUUUGACCUUGAAUGGGCCGAGGGCAGUCUGGGUACAAGGAACGCCGGCACCAGAAGAGGAGGCCGAUCUGCACGUAGCUCAUCUGCCUCGGCCCUGAGUCCGAGUGUUUCGAGUGCUUUCACAGCCGAGAGCGAAGAUGAAGGCCUUGAAGGACUCGUCCUGCCUGACGGACCCAUUCAAUUUGAGGACAAGCUCAAACGGCGCCAACACGAGCAACCGUCUGAGCCACCUCGAAGUAUUCCAGAUCACAAGGACGACUCCAGGACGACGGCUGGAAAGGACGACUUCUUCUCCGGUCUAGAAAUCGGCGAUGGAGAGGUUUUUGACGCUGCAAAAUUGACGCUGAAUCGCAAUGUUAAGCACAAGAGUGCACGGCCUAGCAGUCCGUCCAAAAGGACAACAACCACACUCAAUUUCACAAGCACCAAAAGUCAAGGAACUAUCUCCCGGCUGCCCAGAUUUCAACCAGCUCACGACAGGCUUGAGCGUGCUCGGUCCAAUUUGGAACCUGUCUCGGAAACCGGCGCUGCGAUAUCAUCGUAUCAACGAGCGAACUCAAGACUUGGUAAUCAUGCAAGUCAUUCAUCUGUUUCAGCGAUCCCAGCCCCUCAGCCUCCUUCUACUCCGUCUACCCCAAGUCGACGGCUCCUCCGUGGUACUGAUUCUCGUCCUGACCUGCGCUACGAACCACCGACAACUACGACCGCGCAGCUCUUGCGUGCAAAGAGAUCCAUGCCCGUUAUGCGUGGCUUAAACUCGCCCACCAAAGCUUCGCCGUACGUCAGACCACCUUCGAGACAGGAGACUGGAAGCCGUUUGAAUAUACCCUCACGUCCCAAGACCCCGACGGAUCGAGCAGAGUCUCGCAUCGGAGAACCCAGGAAAGGCGCAAUACCCUUCCUUCCAGCAGGUGCGUCCGCUGGACAGUCUCAGCAUGUUAGUAUCAAAAAUCACUACCGUGGUCAAGGUUCCGAUGGCUCUGGCGACAGUAUGUCUGCUGCUCAAAGGUCUUUGUCUCGACUAGCUGGGCUCGGCAGACCGGAGACGCCUGGCCGUGGUAUAGACCCUGCUCGUGGGCGAAGCAAUCUCACGCCUGCCGAGUUGGCUGCGCAGGCCAAGAAGUCAAUCACUAAACCUACAAGGCGACGCAAUUAUGGCGAUGGAACGGAGCUGGAGAUCUUUGACGACCUGCCCACCUCGGCUACCCUUGAAUCUAAAUUCACGAAGGCGCCCGUGGGCCGUGGUGCACCGCGAAGCCUUCGAAGCAAACUUGGACUGUCGCAUCUCAACCCGUCUACAUCUUCCCUUGCUAGCACCAGACGCGGCAGUGACACCCCUGUUCCUGCAACACCACUGUCACCGGCGCCUCGAAGCGAUUUUCCAACUACAGCCCUCAAUACGACCAAUGUUCCUCGCUUCGCGCGCGACACGGCCGCUUCCCGCAAUGCGCGCGAACAGCGCCAAAUCUCAAGCGCUUUUCAAAACAUGCGAGGUGAACCACUACAACCCAUAUCGACGAAUUGGAAGUCAAACUCAGCGGCCAUCCGCCCUAGCAAUCAGGGUAGCUUGAGGAAAAAGAGAAGCGAAAAGGUGCAAUUGAAGCCACAUCUCAUCAAACCUAUGGGCAACGACGUGAACCGAGCAAAAACGGAGAAAGGCAUGAAUUACAAUCCGCUCUUGUUUAGGUGGGAAGGUAAUGAAAAUGACCUAGCGCCUUUCGAUGUCCCGGACUUCUACCCUCGGGGUGGCAGCCCUGGUAUACAAGGUCGAGGCAGCCCAGGUACCAAAGCUCAGGUGGCAUUGAUCUCAAAUGUGGGCUCUAGCGUUACAGGCGUUCAAGUUGUGGGCGGCAUGGUAUUCGACCCCUCACAAAUGCGCUGGCUCAAAAUUGCCGAGAAUCCAGAUGGAAGUGUGUCGAGUGUUCGCGGUGGUAGUGUACAGAUUGAAGAGGAGGAAGACGUCUUCGCCGGACUUGAAGACCUGAAAGAAGAGGACGAAACACGCAGUCGCAGCGGCACGCUCCAAAACAUGUCUAAUAUCGAGCAAUCAAGGGAUUCGUUCGGGGAUGCAGAGGCUGGCCACAGCAGUGGUGACGAAUGGGGAAUUGGUGUCAGCGAAGAGUUCGACGUGGGUCCUGAGUUUGUGAGGAGACAGAGAGGGGAAGAGGAGAGAUGGCGGCGGAAAGUAGAAAAGUGGCUGAGAAAGGGUCUUGAAGUGGAAGAGGAAGAAGGUCCCGAUGGAAGAGGAGGAUGGAGGUGGGCUAUUCGUGAGCUGGUGAUGGAGCAAGGUGAAGCUUAG